AUGUAUCAAAUGUCCCGCAGCAUUCCGGUUAUAUGAAAAUCUAUGACCAAAAAAAAUCUCAACAUUUUCCACCGCAGAUCGUGCUAGCCACGUGCCGUAUACAGACAUGUCGGCGCAAGGCGACUGCGACUUUUUGGUGAAAAGGGCACGAGAGCUCGUUGCGGAAGAUCCUUGGGCUGCCAAGGCUUGGCUCAUCACCGCGCGCACCCUCUAUCCCACAGACUUCAACAUACAGUAUGAGAUGUACAUGAUCGAGCGUAACGCGGAGAGGACAACCUCAGCCGGCAGACUGCUCUACGACAUAUUCAUCAAUUUCCCAGACCAGCCAGUGGUGUGGCGUGAAAUCACGGUAAUCACAGCUGCGCUAAGGAAUGACAGCCAGGACAAACAUGCCCUCUUCCUCAAAGGCGUGUUUGAGACUCUUCCUGGCCCUGUGCAAUGUCAGAUGCUGUUGAAGGCUACAGAGCAGUGUUUUAACACUCUAGAGAAAGCAGAGAUGCUUCUUUUGUUGCUGAGGAGAUUCCCAGAGUCUGUAGUUCAGCACGGGGUCAGUUUAGGAGAGUCUCUUUUAGAGGCGGAGAAUGCGGAGGACUUGGAUACACCCGUCAACUGUUUCAGGAAGCUUUUUGUCUGUGAUGUUCUGCCGUUAAUCGUUAAUAAUGUGGAGAUGCGGCUUCCUUCAAGUCUGUUGUACAAGUACAUGCACACAGCAGCCGAGUUUUACAUCGGCUACGUAACACGAGGCCCCUGCGCAGACACCCAGUUACAGGGAUCUCAGGAGGUAGCUGGGCUUAAGUCUCCAGGACUGGGGCGGGGCCAGCGUUACGUUAUUGAUGGCCUAUCAGAAAAAUCGUCAGUGGUGGCAGAGCCAUGGGAGAGGCUGCUUGAGAUAGUAGGUGUGGUUGGAGCACGGUGUGAGUGGCAGGGAGAGAAAGGUAGCAGGACAUAUACAGAGCUAUUGCAGCGCGUGAAAGACUUGUGCCGCUACCUGCCCAGUCUGGAAGGAGAGACACUGUCCCACUGUUGUAGCCAGAUCGUCACCUGCUCCACCCUUGUGCUGUUCCACAGCUCCUACCUUUACGUCUCCGCUGUGCAACCCUCACUCUUUCAGGGUCAUAACUCUCUGGCCUCGACUCCAUGGGUCCUCUUAGAGGAUCUUUCAAGUGUGUUUAAUGAUGUCGAGGUAGAGCGAUCGAGCGGUAAACACACACACAAGAAACGCAAGCUUGCAGACGGACGAGAGAAAACCAUGGUGAGGAUUACCAAGAGUUCUGAUGAUGAAGACGCUCUGGGUAAGGGACGAGGAAGACACAUACUGGUGAAUAAAACAGAAAUGAUGGGGUGGGUGGAGACUUUGGAACAUUUCCGCACAGCGAGAGAGAGUUGGGACCUCCUACACUCCCAUGACACUCUGGAAUCAGAAUUCAAUAAGAUAUGCACAGCAUGGAAGACAGAGAACUGGCUGUGGUACAGAAUAUUCCUCACUGACAUGAUCAUAUACCAGGGUCAGUACAGGAAGGCUCUCUCCAGUCUGGUGCAGAUGUCUUCUCUACAGCCCCAGAGUUCACUCACAGCAGCCUCCAACCUGGAGACACACAGAGCCGUAAUACAGCAGGCGUCCUGCCACUACGCUCUGGGGGAGCACAGGCUUGCAUGUGAGAAGGUCUUGGAAGUUGUCAGUGGUCUGGUGCCUCAGAAUCAAGAACCAGUGAAGUGCAGUGAAGAAUCCAGCCGUGCUAGAGGCAAACCCAGGAAAGGCAACGACCUGAGGCUUGUUCCUUGCACCAGCAAAGACAUUCUGCCCUUCUGUCUGCAGCUCAUGCUGGCAUGCUUCAAGCUGCGGGCAUUUGCAGAUGGUAGCAGAGAUGACCUGGCUCUGGGUCAUGUGAUCGUUCUUCUACAGCAUGAUUGGCCGCUGGGAGAGGCCCUCUUCCUGAAGGCAGUGGACAGAAUUUGUGACCAUGGGAGUUUUCAGUAUGAGAACUUCUUUAACUACGUCACCAACAUUGACAUGCUGGAAGAGUUUGCAUAUCUGCGUACGACAGAAGGGGGUCGGGUCCAGCUAGAGCUGCUGCCUAACCAGGGCCUGCUGAUUAAGAACCCCAGCCCCGCCCUGGGGGUGGAGUUAAAUACCCUGCUGCUUCCAGGGGCUCAGAAGGCUGACAGACAUCACACCGUGACCCGUGGCAUCACCAAAGGCGUGAAGGAAGAUUUCCGUCUGGCGAUGGACCGGCAAGUGUCUCGCUGCGGAGAAAACCUGCUCAGUGUGUUGCAUCGUUUCUGCAUCAACGAGAAGAUUAUACUCAUCCAGUCCUUACCUUGACCUUUGACACACGCCCUCUGCCUUUUGUCCUAUCACUCCAUUGUGUCCUUUAAUAGGGCUGCUUGACUCCCUCUGGUACAGGUGCCCAUCAUAGCAGCACGUCCAUUCGCACUCAUUAAUGUGACUACAGGUUGGACUGAAAUACAGACAACACUGUCCUAACAUACAUAAAUCGCCACUCCACAUUUUGUUUACUGCCUCUUUUUCAACUGUCAGUGUUUCCUGUUGACUGUUGUAGACUUAUAAAGCAGUUUUAGUGGUGGAUCAAAUGAUGUGGUGUGGCCUCUAAAGAGCAUUGGUUUUCAUUUUCACUUCAGUUGAAUUCCAGUCAGGCUUGUUGUACUUACAUGUGAACGUGCAGGGAAACCUACCUCAUCACAUCUCUUGGAUGUCACCCAACAAGCUCGGUCUCUAUCUAAGGGGGUUCUUACAAGGAUGGUUCUGCCUGACUGAGGCAUCACAGGACGUCCGCAGUUUCCACUGCUGGAACCAUGGCUUGUCUUGCCAUAGACAGCACGUAUAACACUGAGUGCUAAUGACUACACGGAUUUACAGUAGCUGGCAUGAUCGGACUGAGAUUUGGUUAUUAAGUUUAUCUAGGAAUGUGUAGCUUAGGAAAAAAAAUCUUGAAUGUGUCACUUUGCUUUCGUAGCAUCCUACAUUUUUCCCAUAUGAUAUUUUGAUUUUGUUCAUUGAAAUGUUGGACUCAGUCAUUUCUUAAUGCAGCUACGCUAGCAAUCUGAACCUCAAAAACAAUAUCAGUACUCAUUAAUAAGUAAUUUGUCCAUAUUUUGGACAUCUUAAAUGAUGAUUGACAUUGUAUAAACUUUUAUUUCAAGAAAUCAAUAACAUACAAAUUUGUCUUUAUAUAAAAUUUCUAAGACUUUCAUUUACAUUGUUGUCCACAAAUUUGUCCACAAACGGUAAUAAAUAUCUUGUUUUGUAUCUA
Electrophorus electricus (electric eel) is the source of this 3272-nucleotide messenger RNA. NCBI's taxonomy places the organism in Eukaryota, Metazoa, Chordata, Actinopteri, Gymnotiformes, Gymnotidae. The record is from RefSeq and is a predicted model, not a curated record.